Salvia hispanica is the source of this 854-nucleotide messenger RNA. The record is from RefSeq and is a predicted model, not a curated record. Lineage: Eukaryota; Viridiplantae; Streptophyta; Magnoliopsida; Lamiales; Lamiaceae.
CAAAAAUCCCCCUCUCUCUAUCUCUCUUCCACUCAAUUCCUCUCCAAUCACCAACCUCACUUUCCCUUCUAUAUAACACGGAGAUUUGCACUCACCCUUUCUCACACUACUCUCUCUUAACUCUCAACCCUAGUACACCACCAUGGCCGCAGCCCGAGCCGUCGUAAUCCUCUCAUUCCUCCUCCUCAUCUCGGCCUCCUUCACCUCCGGGUGUGGCACGUGCAAGCCGCACCCGGCGCCCAAGGCGCCCCCGGUGAACCCAUUCUGCCCCAGGGACACGUUGAAGCUCGGCGUUUGUGCUGACCUCCUGGGCCUGGUGAAUGUGGUGAUCGGGGAGCCCCCGUCGGGCGACAAGUGCUGCCCGCUGCUCGAGGGGCUGGCCGACUUGGAGGUGGCGGCGUGCCUCUGCACUGCCAUCAAGGCGAACGUGCUUGGCAUCAACCUAGACGUCCCGGUGGCGCUCAGUGUCUUGCUCAGCGCUUGCCAGAAAACGGUUCCUCCCGGUUUCAAAUGUGAUUGAAUGCAGUGAGAACUGAGAAGUUCAUUAAAACUUGAGAUUGAUUUGUCUUGUGUUCCUCUUCUUUGUUUGUGUGUGCUCUCUCCCUCUCCCUCUCUCUCUCUCUCUCUCUCUCUCUCUCUCUCUCUCUGUUUAGGUUUGAAUGAUUUAAUUUCAUGCAAUAGGCUAGGCAAGAAUGUUUGCCUUUAGUGUACUAAUAAUGCAUUGUAUUUGUUACCAAUCUGCAGUAGUAUUAUUGUGACGAUUUGAUGCUGCAUGUGUCCAAAAUUAUGGAAUUGCUGGAUUUAUUUCACAUUGUAUACACAAUUAAUCUCAAUUCAUUCUUUAAUUGUUAUUA